UCGUAAAGCAGAUAUUUAACAAAGCAUACAAAAGUGGGAAAGAUCCAUAUCUCGCUAUGCUCGAGUAUAGAAAUACCCCGAUAAGCGGACUGCUUUAUUCGCCAUCACAACUGCUGAUGAGUAGAAGACUCAGGGACAUCAUUCCAACUGAUCCCAAACUAUUGAAACCAUCGGUAGAUGAAAAUGCAGAGACAUUACUCAACGAACGACAGAGGAAAAGCAAAGUGAAAUACGAUUCAAAAGCAAGGUUACCUAAAGACUACUCUGUCGGGGAGAAGGUGAGAGUUCGUCUAGGACAAACAUGGCAGAAAGCAGUCGUCAUUAAGAAACAUCCAUCACCCAGAUCUUACAUCAUAAAGACAAAUGAUGGGAAAACAUACAGACGAAAUCAACGGUUUUUAAACAAGAGCUACGAAGAAGACAUCUCUGGGUACUAUGACACCGACGAAGACAAUGAACAGCAAACUGUUAGAACAAACGAAAUAGACAAUUAUAAACCAACAUCUAGAGAACUUGCUGUGCCGGUCAAGACAACCAGAAGUGGUCGAGUUGUCAAAAUUCCUUGUAAAUAUAAGUAUUAAGAACUUUAAAAGGAAGGAUGUGAUAAUAGCUUCAAAAGGAAGGAUGUGCUAAUAUUAGAAGAUAUUACGUCAUUGUUUGUUGUUUAUGUUUUAUGCGAAAGCAAAGAAUCGGACGGAAAUAAAAGUUAGUUAUAUAGAAUCAUUAUAGAUCUAUGUCUACCUUGAUAAAGACAGUCUCGUUAUUAUCAUUAUUAAUUAGUAACGUCUACAGUAAAUUAUUAUUAAUCUGUGACAACAGAACAUCAUCUAUUAAAUUAAUAUUAGCCUAUUAAUACAAGUUUGAAGCCGGAAAAGUUUGAUUUCUAUACGAAAUUCUACCCAAGAGAAUGAUCGUAUUUAUGACAGCCACAAUAGCUUGUGCCUACAUUUAGUAAGAAGUUACAGCUCCUCUCACAUAUCAUACAUGUAACAUGAGAAUGACUUUCUGACGGAAAACUUCUGACUAUUAUGGGGAAAACAUUUUUUUUUUCUUCUACGAAGUUACUAGAUCUAUAUAACAGUUUGAUAACCACUGCGUAUUUACCCCGUUUAACCUGCUAACCUGGACAGCUUCCGUUUGCCGGUGAUUGUUUAUCGAAACAUUGAAUGCACCUUGUGCGAGUGUCUGGCUAUAGAAUAUCAACACCAACACAUAGUGACAUAGCAGAUGUUCCUUCAGAGUUGAAAUAAAUGAAGAUAAUCUACUUCCUAGGCGAAAUCUCUGCAAGAUGACGGGGAUGGCAGUGAACAGUUUUUCAGAUAUCCCUUAGCGGAAAUGCCAAAAGUAAGCUAUCUCUCCAAUGUUCACUGGACCUGACAGACAAUCAAGGAUUGAAAUCACUGAAUCCAAAUUUAGUUGCAGCCAAAGUGAGCGAAAGUAUGAAAAAUGUUAUGAAUCAAGAAAGACCUUCAGUUAAGACCAAGGAAGUGAUUACAGUUAACACAAGUCUGGACCUGGACACAUUCUCAAAGCUCUUACCUUUCUUGCGAUGUUACUUUGUGAAUUCUCCGGUGAAUGAAGAAAACAAACUAAAUGUGGAGGACCAAGCCUCAAAAACUACUAGACUUAUCAAGACUACAAAUCCAAUUUAUUCAACUAAUGCUGAUGCCUCAAACACAACCAGACUUAACCAGACCACUGACCCAACCUAUUCAACUAAUGCUGAUGCCUCAAACACAACCAGACUUAACGAGACCACUGACCCAACCUAUUCAACUAAUGCUGAUGGCUCAAUGGAAAAAAAAAUCCUAAUGGUCAUUUCAAUUUGCUCAACUUUCUUGAUUGCUGUUGCAUUGGUUUGUACUAGCAAUUUAAUUUACAUUUGGAAAAGAGUAUUCAAUGUCGGUUCAGGCUCCUCAACAGCUGUUCAAUUUUGUAUUCAAAGCAAUGCUGUGGUCUGCACCUCCAAUGCUGCUGAAGAAAUAGAGAUUGCGAACAGUACAGAAGAAAACCAUGUUUAUGACUCAGUAAUAUAAACAGGAUAUCAGACCUUCCAGCCCACGACUUCAGAGGACCUAACUGAAACGAUUAAUUCAAAUGCUACAAGUAUUUCUGACCUAAGUAUCCAGCCUGAAACUUCGGAGAGCCUAACUGAAAGUAUCCCAACCAGUAUUGCUGACCAAACU
Biomphalaria glabrata is the source of this 2186-nucleotide messenger RNA. RefSeq lists its product as uncharacterized. Bases 1440 to 2036 code for a protein of 198 amino acids. The transcript is spliced from 13 exons. NCBI's taxonomy places the organism in Eukaryota, Metazoa, Mollusca, Gastropoda, Planorbidae. The record is from RefSeq and is a predicted model, not a curated record.